This is a messenger RNA of Centropristis striata (black sea bass), 3773 nucleotides long. Its product is annotated as putative helicase mov-10-B.1. The transcript has 23 exons. NCBI's taxonomy places the organism in Eukaryota, Metazoa, Chordata, Actinopteri, Perciformes, Serranidae. The record is from RefSeq and is a predicted model, not a curated record. Gene Ontology annotation, molecular function: 5'-3' RNA helicase activity; RNA binding. Bases 252 to 3251 code for a protein of 999 amino acids.
AGCUCUCUUAUGACUAUGACUAUGUGUUUGCAGUUUCGCUUUACUCAUGUCUCGUAUCAUUUUUAAGUUUCGUUUCUCAGCACGCCCCUGCGGACUGUCCCGUGAAGGAAAAGGAAACUCAGUCUCCAGGAUUUUAUCUGCCAUGCAAAUAUAAGCGGAGUUACUUAGCGAUGUAACUGUGAACAUAUUCAGAAGACUAACCCAGACGCUUUAUUUUUUAUGAACAUCUUUGAUCAUACUAGUUUGGGAUCAUGGUUAAGAUUAGGGCAUCUGUCCGCAUCCAAAUUGGACUCGACUUCUUUGAGUUUCUGAAGGAGGACGAUCGAGCGUCCAUCACUAAUAGAUUAGAGCUCAGAGACAUUUACAACACCGAGUUCAGAAACAGGAAUGAAGAAGGAAGAGAUCCAAACUUCGGCUCAGUCCUCCAUGCCCUGAAGACGUCCAAAAGAAUAACAAGACGAGGAGACGAAAUUCGCUUCAACCCCAGGGUCACAGCUCUUUAUCUGGACCAGUGGAAAUCACCGAGGGACCGUAGGCCAGAACCAGUCCAGAAUGGAGCUGCCAGUCCCGGGACAGUUCAGACCUUAACCUCUGGAGAUCGGGCAGAGACUGGAGUUAGAGCCCGAAGGCAACUUGCCAGCCUUCUAAUGACCAAAUUAAAGACAGACAGGGCUCCGUUCAUCUCUGACAAACACGGUAUCUGCAUCAACUCCGAACAUCCGAUUGAGAACGGAACACUUUACUUGCGUGUGGAUGGCACAUAUGAGUCUGUGAUAAGUCUGAACGUGGAAAACACAGGAACAGAACCUGUGUAUUUCACCUACUACACCCCACUGCACUGGCUCAGGAACUUCAUCCUGAGGGACGAGCAGAACGUGACCAAGACAAACCCUCUGUGUCUACAACCAGGCGCCAGGUAUGAAAUCCAGGUUCACUUCCAGUGCAGUUUGGUUGGUUUCUAUCCAGCUACUCUGGCCUUCGAAUUUAAACCAGACCUGCAGGCUGCUGCCUUCCACAUUGUGCGCUUCAUUGAGGCUCAGUGUAUAACUGAGCUAGGACUGGAGCUGGCACCUGUGGCGCCCUACAAACCUCGCUCCCUCCCUGCCUGGACUCCUGAAGAAAACUUCACGAUUGAGGAUGGCCAGCGACCUGAAGGGCAGACAAUGAUGGAGUUUCAAAUUGUGAAUAAGCUAAACUGGUAUCCAAUUCCACAAUACAUGAACCAGCUCAUCGAGUCAUUGAAGCGGUCUACGUACUUCUGCGAUCGGAGGACCAUGCUGGAAAACUCCCUGAGCUGGAAGAACUACUCAGAGAAGUUUCAGCUGCUGUUGUAUCUGGAGGAGCUUCAGAUGGAGGUGGACAUCAAGAGAUACAACAUCCCCAACAGUGAAAAUAAAGAACACGCUGUCAUGACCAGAGAUCAACAAAACAAGAAACUUCUCGUUUUGGAGGUGCCUGGUGUGUCUGAGAACCGCCCGUCUGUGCUACGAGGGGAUUCACUGCUGGCGUAUCCCGCAGGAGAGAAAGGUGUGAAGUACCGCGGCUACGUCCACAGUGUGCAGCUGGACAGUGUCAAACUCGGGUUCAGCUCAAAAUUGCCUUUUAUAAAUAACAUGAAGUUCAACAUUGAGUUCACUGUCAACCGCCUGACUCUGCGUCUUCAGCACAGAGCAGUAGAGCUGGCAUGCCGGUUCAGUCUGAGAGAGGUGUUGUUCCCUGCUGCACCUGCCGACUCCUCUCUGCAAGCCAAGCUCCCUCCACUCAGGUUGUUUGAUGUAAAACUGUCAGAGCAGGAUAACCCAGAACAGUAUCAGGCUGUUCAACACAUUGUUGCUGGCUCAUCCAAACCUGCCCCUUACCUGGUGUUUGGCCCACCUGGAACAGGCAAAACUGUGACUCUGGUGGAGGCCAUCAAGCAGAUAGACAAGAACCAAACCUCCUGCCACAUCCUGGCCUGUGCUCCUUCAAACAGCGCUACUGAUCUGCUCUGCCUGAAGAUUCUGGAUCAUGUGGACAAGCGUAAAGUAUUCCGCAUGUACGCCAGCAGCCGGGACCCUAAAUCUGUCCCUGAAAAGCUGAAGGAAUCUUCCAACCUGGUAGGGGACUGUUUCAGUUUUCCUGCUAAAGAGAAGCUGAUGGAGUAUAGGAUCAUGGUCACCACCCUGUUUACCGCUGGAAGGCUGGUCACAGGAGGUAUUCCCAAUGGUCAUUUCACUCACGUGUUUGUGGACGAGGCAGGACACGCUGUGGAGCCUGAAUGUUUGGUCCCACUGGCAGGGCUGCUCGAUGCAGAGUCCGGUCAGGUUACUCUGGCUGGAGACCCCAAGCAGCUCGGACCCAUUCUCAGAUCCCCUUUUGCAAUAAAAUAUGGCAUGGGAGUGUCCCUCUUGGAGCGUCUGAUGAAUGACCCUCUGUACGGGAAAGAUGAGGGCGUGUACAACAAUCGCUUUGUCACCAAACUGCUGCGCAACUACAGGUCCCAUCCUGCCAUUCUUAAGGUUCCCAAUGAGCGCUUCUAUGAUGGAGAGCUGAAGUGUUGCGCAGAUGAAGCACGUAACAUGUACUGCAAUUGGGACGACCUCAAGAAGCAGGGCUUCCCGGUGAUUUUCAAAGACGUGAAUGGCAUUGACCAGCGUGAGUCCACCAGUCCUUCAUUCUUCAAUGUAACAGAGGUGGAGGUGCUGAUGCAGUACGUGAGGAAACUGCUGCAAGGACAGGGCAAGAAGGGCCAGCCUAAGAUUUCACCUGCAGAGAUAGGCAUCAUCGCCCCCUACAGGAAACAGGUGCAGAAAAUCCGCAAAGCCCUGGAAAAGGUUGGGAGGGAAACUCCAUUUAAAUUUAUGGACAUGAAUACCCUAAAGGUUGGGUCAGUGGAGGAGUUCCAAGGUCAGGAGAGGAGAGUGAUCAUGGUGUCCACAGUUCGGAGCAGCCCCGACUACAUGGAGAUCGACAAAAAGUUCAACCUCGGCUUUGUCAAGAAUGAGAAGAGAUUCAAUGUGGCUGUGACUCGAGCCAAAGCCCUGCUGAUUGUGGUGGGAAACCCCAGAGUGCUUUACACCGAUCCUGCCUGGGCCCAGUUCAUCAAGUACUGUCGAGAGCAAGGAGGCUACGAUGGUGAGGAGCAUCUAGAGGAAUAUGACGACGUGGUGGAGAGACUUGCCAACAUCAGCAUCAGCAUGGAGCUGAGAGUGGAGACUGCAGAGAGCACUGUUCAGCAGCUCCUGGAACCUGAGUGGAGGAACGAUCUGUGAGGGAAAGAAGGGCACAAACUUCCAUCCUGACUACAAAGUUUCUACCUUUUUUUUCUAAAUAUCUUGUCGUUAUUGUUUUUUUUAAAUGGCCGCAAUAUGAACUAGACCAAAGACUCUGAAGGAUAGGGAGCUGAUUCAUGUUUGCAGCACAGAGUUUGUCUUUGGCUUCCUCAGUAGAUUGCACUUUACUGAUACUGGACUUGCUGCGAAUGUUCCUCCUACCUGGUUAAAGUGUUCUUUAUAAAUUAAUUGAAGCAACCAAACAUUUUAUUCUCAGGGUUUGUUUUUAAUCAACUUUUCUCAAUCAUCACUGCUCUUUUUGAAUCAUGAAGUUUUAGGAUUUAUAGAUUAAUUUAACCAUCUGUUCAGCAGGGGUCCGUCUGUAUGUAUAUCUGUAUAUCCCUGCGUCCAACCUAUUUUUUUAAAUCACUAUCAUGCAUAACAGUUUUUUUAAUUCAUUAACCAAAUUAAAAAUGUCUAUUUGGAACUGUUUUGUAUUUUCUGAAGAAUAAAAGUGAUUUU